AUAAAAUUUCAAAUAGAAUUAUCUCAUUCUCUCUCAAAUUAAUUCCUCCAUCAUUUUUUUUUUCUUUUUAUUUGUUCAAUAAUCAAUAUUAAAGACUUCCCAACCAGAUCGCAUCAUCAAGUCUGUAGAUAACAUAAUUAAAUUAUUUUAAUUUCCGAAAAGUCAGAUUCCCAUUUGGUUUGGCUUCCUCCCACUCGGCGAUUCCAUUUAUUUCUACAAUUAAUCAUUAAUUUAAUAAAAUCUCAGAUGGCGUUGAAACUCGCCAAGCCAUACAGAUACAGUCGCCACCCUUUUUCUCUUCCCGAGCUCAGGGCGGUCUCGUUUUGUUUCCGACUUACAAAGAGGAAGAAGAGCACAGAAGCAGCAGCAAUGGCGCCCAAGAAGCGGCAGCUGCCAGGCGUCGACGAGAAACUGCAGAAGCUUCUGGAUGCAAACAUGGAUGAAGCUCCCGCCAGAAGGCGCGCUCGUGAGGCCUUCAAGGAAAUUCAGCUUGGGAUUGACCACAUUCUGUUCAAGACACCAACUGAUGGAUUGAAAAUGGAGGAGUCAUAUGAGGUGAACUCUAGGGGACUGGAGAUCUUCUCCAAGAGUUGGCUUCCAGCGACAUCUCGUCCCAAAGCAAUAGUGUGUUACUGUCAUGGCUACGGAGAUACUUGCACUUUUUUCUUUGAAGGAAUUGCAAGGAAGCUGGCAUCAAAUGGGUACGGAGUUUUUGCAAUGGAUUACCCUGGCUUUGGUCUCUCCGAAGGUCUUCAUUGCCAUAUUCCCAGCUUUGACAGACUUGUAGAUGAUGUCAUUGAGCUUUACUCCAAAGUCAAAGAGCAGCCUGAGUUACGUACACUCCCGACCUUUCUCUUUGGACAGUCCUUGGGUGGAGCUGUAGCACUGAAAGCUCACCUAAAACAACCUAGCGCAUGGAAUGGCGCAAUACUAGUAGCACCAAUGUGCAAGAUUGCAGAUGACAUGGUUCCACCGUGGCUACUAACACAAAUCCUGAUUGGUGUGGCCAAGUUCCUUCCAAAGCAAAAAUUGGUUCCUCAAAAGAAUCUGGCUGAGGCAGCAUUUAGAGACUUGAAGAAAAGAGAAAUGACAGCCUAUAAUGUUAUUGCUUACAAGGAUAAACCACGCCUGGAAACUGCUCUAGAAAUGCUCCGAACUACUGAAGAGAUAGAACACCAAUUGGAAGAAGUCUCUCUUCCAUUAUUAAUCCUGCAUGGAGAGGCUGACAUUGUAACUGAUCCAUCUGUAAGUAAGGUCCUGCACGAAAAGGCAAGCAGUUCCGACAAGAAGCUCAUCCUUUACAUGGAUGCAUAUCAUUCCCUUUUGGAGGGUGAGCCAGAUGAAAUGAUAAUUCGAGUUUUUAGCGACAUCAUUUCAUGGCUUAAUGAGCACAGCGAAAAACUAACAGGCAGCUAACUUCUCCGUGCGCAUUUGAGGGCACCCGCAUUCAUGUUCUUGACGUGUAUUUGAGUGAAAGGGUAGGGAAGGGGAAGAAUAAGAAGCACUGGAUGAGUGUAUUGUGAAUGUACUGAUUUUUUGCUGAAUAACCUUGGAUUAUUGUAUUAUUUAUGGCACACAAUUCAAAUAAAUUGUGUCUAUUUCUCCAUUUUCCUAAGGGAGGCUGGAGCUUUUGUAAUUUUUUCCCUCAUGCUUGGUGAAUAAAAUUUUAACUUCUUGUAGAAGUUAUUAUAGUUA
This is a messenger RNA of Pyrus x bretschneideri (Chinese white pear), 1695 nucleotides long. RefSeq names its product caffeoylshikimate esterase-like. The transcript has 9 exons. NCBI's taxonomy places the organism in Eukaryota, Viridiplantae, Streptophyta, Magnoliopsida, Rosales, Rosaceae. Gene Ontology annotation, cellular component: membrane. The record is from RefSeq and is a predicted model, not a curated record. Gene Ontology annotation, molecular function: lipase activity. Bases 247 to 1416 code for a protein of 389 amino acids.